AUGAAGCAGCAAAGAAAGGAUAUGAAACUGGAAGAGAAUGAAUACCCUCCUGGCCUUCAUUCUCAACCAUAUGUUACUGCUCAUAACAUGAUUUUAUCACAUGCUACUGCUCUUCACAUUUAUAAAACAAAAUAUCAGGAAAAACAAGGAGGGUCCAUUGGGAUAGUUUUGUCUAUGGUUUGGUAUGAGCCUUUAAAAGAUACUGUUGAAGAUAAUUCAUUAGUUCAGUCAACUUUUGAUUUUGAAAUUGGAUGGUUCCUUGAUCCUUUCAUUUAUGGUGACUAUCCAAAUGAAAUGAAAAAAUAUUUAGGUCCAAAAUUACCAACAUUCUCAGCAAAAGAAAAGGAAAAAUUGCGAUAUGGAUUGAAUUUUAUUGGAAUGAACUACUAUAAAAGUCUUUAUGUGGGACGUUGUGGUGUUUCUUAUUGCAAAGUGGCAGAAAGAGAUGGAAUUCCGAUUGGGAAAAAGACACCGAUGCCAGGAAGGAAAGGAGCUGAUGUGAGAGGUUAUCUUGUGUGGUCUCUUAUUUACUACUUUGAGUGGAUUCAUGGAUACACUCUCAGAUUUGGGAUCUACCAUGUGGACUAUAAUACACAGAAGAGAACUCCAAAAUCAUCUGCCAAAUGGUUCAAGGAUUUCCCUCAAUGUUCCAAGAUUACAGCCAGGAAGAGAAGAUGA
Dioscorea cayenensis subsp. rotundata (Guinea yam) is the source of this 678-nucleotide messenger RNA. Its product is annotated as beta-glucosidase 18-like. Gene Ontology annotation, biological process: carbohydrate metabolic process. NCBI's taxonomy places the organism in Eukaryota, Viridiplantae, Streptophyta, Magnoliopsida, Dioscoreales, Dioscoreaceae. Gene Ontology annotation, molecular function: beta-glucosidase activity. The coding region runs from base 1 to 678 and encodes 225 amino acids. The transcript has 5 exons. The record is from RefSeq and is a predicted model, not a curated record.